Messenger RNA from Fraxinus pennsylvanica, 459 nucleotides. The record is from the annotation of a GenBank genome assembly. Lineage: Eukaryota; Viridiplantae; Streptophyta; Magnoliopsida; Lamiales; Oleaceae.
AUGAACGCCCGGGGGGGAUUGAAGUUGGUGCUGCAGUUGACUUCAAACCACUCACCGAUGGCACAGCGGCUUCCUAUGCCGAUGCCGAAUGGGUAUGGAACCGUCAGAUCUCCGCAUCGGCGUUGGCAGUUUGGCAUGGUCACGUUGGCUCCUUCGGUAAUGGUGGAUAUGGUGGUGUUUGAGGCGGAUGAAGAAUUUGUGUUGGCCGUAGCUGAUAUAAGCCCAAACAAACAAAUACAGCCUGGCUUGGUGAUGGUGGCGCCUUUGGUGAUGGUGGAUAAUAUGUUGGUGUUUGCAGCGGCGGCGCCAGCUGUUGAAGAAUUUGUGAUGGCUGCGGCAGACAUAAGCCCAAAGAAGAAAAUCCAGGCAACCCAUCGGAGAAAAUACUUCUGCUUGGUUAUCAAUGACAGCAUUGUAAUUGUACUGGCCAUUAAUUUUAUACACAAUUUCACUCGCUAG